This is a messenger RNA of Funneliformis mosseae, 139 nucleotides long. NCBI's taxonomy places the organism in Eukaryota, Fungi, Glomeromycota, Glomeromycetes, Glomerales, Glomeraceae. The record is from the annotation of a GenBank genome assembly.
AAAGGUCAUUAUUCUAGGGAAUGUGAUUUACCCCCUAAAAGGAGAAAGGAUGCAAAUAUGGUUGAAGUUUAUUCUGACCUUGAUUCAGAAAAUACACAAAAAAACACAAAAAAAGCAAAGGUCGCAAUUGAAAGACUUG